Molecule: messenger RNA, 338 nt
Organism: Trichobilharzia regenti
Lineage: Eukaryota; Metazoa; Platyhelminthes; Trematoda; Strigeidida; Schistosomatidae
Source: the annotation of a GenBank genome assembly
CAACGAGUAUCAGUGGCAUUCAGUGAGAAUGAUUUGGCACUUGCUUCUUGCAGUUCUAGUGAUUUCAGCUGUUGAGAGUGCGCGUAUUAAAGGGAAUCAUUCAACCACAGUCGACCUGCUCCACCAUUCAUCCCUUCAAGGUGAUGGCAAGCAUUCUGGUCUCGAGUAUCCCCUGGCUGUGGAUAAACGAGGAUUUGUGUGGAGAUUUUGGUGGGUCUGUCUGAUAACACCGAUUUUUUGUGGAUUAACUUUAACUUUGGAAAUCUGAUGUACUUAGUCGGUUGGCGACAACCACUGCGUACAACAUUUGAUAUCUAAUAAAAUGGGUUAUUAAUGGA